AUGGAGCAUUCAGAAGCAGGUCGUCUUGUGGGAAACAUCUAUCAGGCCGCAGAGUUCGCUUUCCCCAUUCAGUCGUUAAGCCUUGAAUCAUCUGCAACCAACUUCAGCCAGUUCUUUUCUAUAGAUACUUCAACAGGCGCCAUUCGUACCAAAAAUACCAGCCCCGAACUCCUAGAUCGUGAACGGAUAUGCCCAGCAAAUUUUGAACAAGUACUCUCCCGUCUUCCAGAAAUACAUUUUCAAGAGUGUCGAAUGUCCCUCCUUCUUUCGCUCAAUAACAAAAUUCUCAUAUCUGUGAAUAUUAUAAUCGACGAUCUAAAUGACAAUGCCCCGGCAUUUUAUGAAAAUAAUGAACUUCUCACCGAUCUUUCAGUUUCUAUCUACGAAGAUGCUUUAGUCAAUAUUACACGCCAAAAAUUACCCAUCGCCUUGGAUGCCGACGGAACCUCAAGUCAGGUUGUAGAAUACAGACUGAUUGGCGAUAAUUUGCCAUUCAGACUAGAACAGCCGGCGUUCCUUUCUGGACAGUUCCAUCCUCAAAUCAUCGUUACUUCUCCGUUGGAUUAUGAACAUACCACACGUUAUUCUUUCUUUCUGCAGACCUGCGAAUCUGAAGAUCUCGCGUUGGACACCGAAUUCAUACCCUCUGCACAAUCAAGCCUGAAGGCACCAAAAUGCUCAUCCACUUAUGUUAGUGUGAACGUGCUAAACGUCAAUGAUAACUCUCCGAGGUUCGAAAACUCCACCUACACAACGAUUGUGAAGGAAACCUCACCCAUAGGAACUACACUCCUUACACUUCAUGCUGUGGAUGGUGACGCCCCGCCCUAUGGCAAUGUAUCCUAUUUUAUCAAAAAACCGGAAAGUUUGCCAUUUUCUGUCGAUGAGGUUACUGGUCGUCUCUUUCUCACAUCUACAGAACUGCAUCGAAAGCAAUACUCAUUUGUAGUGGAAGCCACUGACGGUCAGCUGCAAACACAAAGGUACGACGGGGCGCAGGUUAUGGAACUUAGUAACGUCGACAGCGUGCUUGUCACCGUCUACGUCGUAGACGUCAAUGAUCACGCUCCUAGUAUUGAGGUCCGACAUGCCAGCAAUCAGACGUCAGCGGUCUAUGCCACGUCCUUGGCAGCAAGCGAGGAGGACGUGUUUGUAGUAGAGUUAGCAGAGGAGACUAUUGGGCAGGUGGUCCUUGCUUAUAUCACAAUUCGUGAUGAGGAUGAAGGCGAAAAUGCGGUCUGUUCAUGUCGUCUCACGCCAAAUAGUCCAACUACACUUUUUUCAAAGUUCGGUGUGAGCAGGGUAAACCAACUUUCGCAGCAGGAAUAUGUCUACCGCUUGGCCGCAGUCAGUCCUCUCGAUGCGGAGGAUCCUGUUCUGGCACUCCACUUUCGAAGCCCAGUGCAGGCCGAUAGAUGUCGCGGCACGGCUGGUUUCCUGCCACUUACGAUAGAGUGCAGUGAUGCCGGUGCCGUGCCUCUCACCUCUUACAAGACCAUUUUUAUUGCCCUCCAAGAUCGAAACGAAUUCAGUACGUUAUUUCCCAGGCCUGCACUAACUGAACCCGCUUUUAUCAAUGCGAAUGGGAACCUAGUCUACCGGUUAACGGUCUCUGAAAAUACGCCCACUGGGACGGAGCUUUACACGUUAUCGGCCACCGACAGAGAUGCUUCUCAGUGUAUUGAAUACUCUCUUGACGGAUCUUCCGAGAGUUCGGGAUUUGUGGAAGUUAUUCCUCACAGCGGCACACUUGUAUUGUUGAGGAUGCUGGAUUUUGAGACUCUGCGGAACUUCUCUUUUCGCGUAGUUGCACGCGACAAGAGUCCAGGGCAACAAAAUGGGAAUGUGGCAGUAGCGACAGUGGAAGUCAUUGUGCUCAAUGAUAAUGAUAAUUGGCCUAGGGUUGUCUUCCCAUCCGCUCUUGAUCAGACCACUUGCACGAAGAUAAAAACGCCUCUUUUAGAGAUUGCCCUGGCGAACAUCAAUCAGCCACUUCUUUCUAAUGAAGUUAACUGCUUUAUGGUCGAUGUAAUGGAGGAAAUUAUUGUCGGAACCACCCUAAUAGCCUUGAAUGCAACCGAUGAGGACACCCCUAUGAACGGCAGUUUCUUUUAUACGCUGAUAGAGGCUUUUGCGCCUCAACUGUCCUCUGGACCAUUGCAACAGCGUUACAUAAGGAGUACACGACUGGUGAACCCUCCAGUGAAGGUGGAGGCAGAUGGAGAAAUCCGUUCAUGCGGCCGUCUGGAUAGGGAGGAGAAUAAAUGGAUUGACCUUGUCUUUUCAGUCAGUGAUGGCGGUUCGCCGCCCUUGACUUCCACUGGAAUUUUGCGCAUCACUCUGCGGGACAUCAACGAUAACGCUCCACGUUGGCAAUUUCCCUCAGUUAGUGACUGCCAUAUUUCUAUAAGUCUGACAACCGAAGUGGGUUCCUUCAUAACUAGGGUUCAAGCAUCAGAUGCUGAUGACGAGGAAGGAAACGGUGAGAUAGAAUACGCCAUUGCACUACUACCUUUCGACCUACACUCUCGUGAACUUUCGAGUCGCAUGCGAGAGGAGUUAGGGAACGCUCACUAUGGAUAUGACUUCUUCGAGAUCAAAUCGGACACGGGGGAAAUCUCUACGAAGAAGAUAUUCUCCAAUUCAAGCAUUACUUUCUUCAGAUUGGACCUUAUUGCCACCGACAAAGGAGAGAGGCCACAGUCAUCACAAGCGCAUCUAUUGAUUACGGUUUCAGCCGCAACUCUGACUGACGUUCCCUCAGUUGAGGUUAACUAUGUGCAAAACGAUGAUGUACAGCCGGCCGAUCAGGGUUUUGGCAGCAAGGAGAGCACUACCAAAGAUAAAACUCCCAUCAGUCUGCAGUACGAAUUAACUUCAAAUAGUUUAAUCUACCUGAUCGGUAUCUUCACAGGCGUUUGCACAAUACUUUUAUUUAUCUUCAUCCUAUCAUUUGUUUACUGUAAACGAUGUGGGAGGUCUCGUCGCACUGCGACGCUCCGUACGCCUAAGUGUCCUCAAAGAUUGCAACCGGUCGGCUUGACUCCCUGCACAAGUCCACUGCCAUUGUCAUCGAUUUCCUCUUCGAGUAAGGAUCCGUCACGCAUUUCAAAGGCUUGGAUCCCUUUGGAGGAGGCAGCGUCUUUCCAACUGAAACCAUCGCCACCUGGCCUGACGCGCGAAUCUUCAGCCUCCCUUCUACCCGCGACUGAACCGCCCUUUCCAGUUCUAACAUUACCUAUGUGCUCGGUUCCUCUGUCGCUAGAUUCCGUAGGAAAUAACGACGAAGGUACAUUGCCCGACGUCCUGCUAAACAAAUCAAAUGUGCCAGUUUUCGUUAGCAUUGCUGUACUUCCAGACGGAGUUGCGGGCUUCAGUGAUGAGGGUCCAGCCUUUCGACAGUCAACAUCGCCUGAGGAGGAUGUUACCACAAGAGACAAUAAAGAUCAUCUAAUUCAUGUACGAAAUUCCCUUUCACGGAGAAUAAAAUGCGACCAAGAAAAUAAAAAAUACGUUGCGAAUGCUUUGGAGCUAACGACUGAGUCAGAAGAGGUGCACGCAACACAAGAAAGAAUUAGUCGACAGGGCAUAAUUAACCUACCUCAGUCAACAACAUGA
This is a messenger RNA of Spirometra erinaceieuropaei, 3618 nucleotides long. Lineage: Eukaryota; Metazoa; Platyhelminthes; Cestoda; Diphyllobothriidea; Diphyllobothriidae. The record is from the annotation of a GenBank genome assembly.